Molecule: messenger RNA, 1044 nt
Organism: Ichthyophthirius multifiliis
Lineage: Eukaryota; Ciliophora; Oligohymenophorea; Hymenostomatida
Product: MORN repeat protein
Exons: 5
Cellular component (GO): cytosol
Source: RefSeq, a predicted model, not a curated record
AUGGGUGCAGCAAACUGUACUGCUUGUGUUAGAAGAAGUGAUGACUUUCAUUUAGAAAUGAAUAUAGAUAUGAAACCUCGUCCGCUAUUAUUAGAAAACGGUGCUAUUUAUAUAGGAGAAUGGUCAUUUGAUAAAAAAUAUGGCAAAGGGAUUUAAGUAUGGAAAGAUGGUUCAACAUAUGAAGGCUUUUGGAUUAAUGAUAAAGCCUGUGGAAAUGGUCGACUUAUACAUGCAAAAGGAAGCAUUUACUUUGGAGAAUGGAAAGACCAUAAGUUUCAUGGGUAAGGAACUUUAAUUAACAAAGAUGGAUCUUGUUAUGAAGGAGAAUGGGUUGACGAUAAAUAAGAGGGAAAAGGAGUUGAAACAUGGAAUGAUGGUUCAAAAUAUGAAGGAUAAUAUAAAAAUAAUAUGAAGGAAGGAAAAGGAGUAUAUAUAUGGGCUGAUAAAUCUUAAUAUGAUGGUAAUUUUUUAAAUAAUAAUUUAGAAGGAUAAGGAGUCUAUAUUUGGCCUGACGGAAGAAAAUAUUAAGGAGAAUGGCUUGAUAAUUAAAUGAAUGGAAAAGGUAUUUAUACUUGGAUAGAUGGUAAAAGAUAUAUAGGGUAAUACAAAAAUGGGAUAAAAAGUGGUUAAGGAAUUUUCGAAUGGCCUGACGGAACUAAAUAUAUAGGCGAAUGGAAAGACGGAAAAUAACAUGGAAAAGGAGUAUUUUAUACUUUUAAUGGGUAGAAAAAAAAAGGAGAAUGGAAAAAUGGAUAAAAAGAAAGAUGGAUAAUUUUUGAAGAUAUAAAUGAUAAUUUUUAAGAAUAAAUUGAAUAAAAGUUUUAUAAUAUUUUAGUCUAAUAUUAAUAAAAAUAUGUAAAAUGCUAAUAACUUUAAUAAUAGAAAAUCAAUAAUAUGCUUUAAUAAACCUAAAUUAAAUAAGAUCAAGAAAAUGAUAAAGAAAAUAAUUAAAUUACUAAGCUUAAACAGUAUUAAAACCUUUAAAAUAAUCUUACAUAUGAUGGUAAAUAAAUAUAAUAGAAAAAUUUAAUAGAUAAAAAGUGA